ACUAAGUUAAUUAGUCUGAAAAGUUUGAAAAUAAGCAAUUGUUCUCAAUUCAAAAAGAUUUUUAACUUGUCAGUAUUUCCUAGACUUGAAUGUUUAUCUAUUAUUGAAUGUUCAAAUCUAACCAUGUUUGAUUGUUCACCAUCUGGGUUAACUUAUUUAGAAAUAAGUGAUUGUUCUCAACUUAAUCAGAUUACUGGAUUUUUUAAGUUUCCUAAACUUACGAGUUUAUCUAUAAGAAAGUGCCCAAAAUUGACUAAGCUAGAUUGUUCAUCAACUAAGAGGUUAGCUGAGUUAGAAGUUAGUGAUCUUGGUGAGCUCAAUUGUUCGAAUACUAAAAUUGAGGAAUUAAGUCUUAAUCUUUGUCCGAAUAUCAAAAAACUCAUUUGUUUAAAUAAUAAAAAAUUAAAUAAAUUAGAUUUAAGUAACUGUUCCAACUUAGACUUUCUUGAUUGUACUGGCAGUAAAUUAACUAGUCUUGACCUAAGUUAUUGUCCCAAAUCUAUCGAGGUAGAAACUUCUGACCAAAAACAACACUUGAUUAUUACUCGAAAAAUUGAAAACUUCAGGAAUAUAUUAAUGGUUGGUCGCACUGGUGGUAGUAAAUCCACAUUGGUUAAUGUUCUAACUGACACUAGGAAUUUCAAGGAAAGCGCUUACACAGUUAGUCAAACUAAAAGUUUUAAUAAGAUUGAUUUUGAAUGGAAUGCGAAAAAUUUUCGCGUAGUUGAUACUAUUGCAGUUGGAGGUUCUAAA
Rhizophagus irregularis DAOM 181602=DAOM 197198 is the source of this 753-nucleotide messenger RNA. NCBI's taxonomy places the organism in Eukaryota, Fungi, Glomeromycota, Glomeromycetes, Glomerales, Glomeraceae. The record is from RefSeq and is a predicted model, not a curated record.